Molecule: messenger RNA, 1100 nt
Organism: Notolabrus celidotus (New Zealand spotty)
Lineage: Eukaryota; Metazoa; Chordata; Actinopteri; Labriformes; Labridae
Gene: srd5a2b
Product: steroid-5-alpha-reductase, alpha polypeptide 2b
Exons: 6
Coding region: 159-917 (252 amino acids)
Biological process (GO): steroid biosynthetic process
Cellular component (GO): membrane
Molecular function (GO): 3-oxo-5-alpha-steroid 4-dehydrogenase activity
Source: RefSeq, a predicted model, not a curated record
GUGAGUUUGGCUGGAAAUAUUAUAUCUCAAUCUAAAGCAGGCCGGCUGUGUUUGAGAGGAGGAGUCAGAGUAGACUCAUCACAUCUAUAAAAUGAAAUACAGAUGCCUCAGAUGAUUGAGAGGACUGAUAUUCCUGCAGCACUCUGAGGUCCUGCAUCAUGGACUGCUGUGAAGACCUGGUCAGAUAUCUGAGCUAUGGGAUGAUCCUGACCUCCAUCGGGUACCUGGUCCAUCACAAGAAGGCACAGAGCUCCUAUGGGCGACACAUGGGGCUCCCUCUUCCGGCGAGGAUGGUCCCAGCAGCGGUGGCCUGGUUCCUGCAGGAGAUGCCGGCGCUCCUGAUCCCUCUUCUUUUACUGCUCACCUCGCACAAACCCUCCAACAUGGGGAGGAACCUGCUGCUUGGGACCUUCUGUGUGCACUACUUUCAGAGGACGUUUGUGUACGCCCUGCUGACCAGAGGAAGGCCGUUCCCUCUGGGUGUCAUGGCGGCAGCAGGUUUCUUCUGCUCUCUGAACGGCUCCCUGCAGGGUCACUACCUGCUGCACUGCGCCCACUUCGAUGAGGACUGGUCGGCUGACUGUCGCUUUAAGAUCGGUCUUCUGAUGUUCUACGUCGGGAUGGCCACCAAUAUUUACAGCGACUAUAUUCUACGCAACCUGAGGGACCGAGGAGAGGUCAUGUACCGGCUUCCUAAAGGAGGUCUGUUUGAAUACGUCUCAGGUGCAAACUACUUAGGAGAGAUAGUGGAGUGGCUCGGCUACGCUGUGGCCACGUGGUCUCUCCCAGCGCUCGCCUUCUCUCUGUUCAGCCUGAGUUUCAUCGGACCGAGAGCUUACUACCACCACAGGUUUUACAAAGAGACCUUCAAAGACUAUCCCAAGUUACGAAGAGCUUUGAUUCCCUUCAUCUUCUGAGAGGAAACACCUGAGCGGCAGCUUUUAAAGGCUGACUGUACCUUUAACAAAAACACAGAGCCAACACAGAAACCUGCACUCCUCUUUCUGUCUGUUUGAUUUCAAGUUUUAAUUUAAUCACAAACAUCAACGCCUUACAAAUACAGGAAGUCAUCAAUUUGAAAAAAGAUGGAUUACUGAGAA